Messenger RNA from Plasmopara halstedii, 567 nucleotides. RefSeq names its product dna polymerase beta. NCBI's taxonomy places the organism in Eukaryota, Oomycota, Peronosporomycetes, Peronosporales, Peronosporaceae. The transcript is spliced from 5 exons. Bases 1 to 567 code for a protein of 188 amino acids. The record is from RefSeq and is a predicted model, not a curated record.
AUGUCAAGUCGCGAGGCAAGCAAGAAGGCAGCCAAAGAGCUACUGGCGCUUUGCGCCAAGGAAGGCGUAAAACUUCCAACUGACCCCGUAAAUGCCGCUGUAGAAGCAGGCACAAUGAUCAACGCAACGCGGGAAAAUAAUGAGUUUCAGCUCGACGCAGCGCUUAAGGAGAUGAUAAGAAAAUUUGGUGUGAAAGAGUCAGCGUCCGAUACGAAAAAGAGCAAAAGAGAUGUCAAGACAGAAAAGAAGAUUGGCCGCAAGCGCAAAAGCACUACGGACAAGGAAAUUGACGAGAGCGUUGACGAGGACGAAAAGACUGUGAAGAAACCACGCAAGAAAAUUGAAGCUGCGUGCGAGGCGAAUCAAGCACUGGCCGAUGUCUUUGCUGAACUUUCAGGCUUUGAGUUUAAGCGCGGUGAGAGAUUUAAAGGUGGUACGUGGUCUAAGGUAGCCAAAGCCAUCCGCGACUGCGAGUCCGAACUCAAAUGCGGCAAAGACGCGCUGAAGCUUAAAGGCGUGGGCAAGUCAUCAGCUGCCAUGGUCGACGAGUACAUCGAAACGGCGUAG